GAUUUUAAUUACUUUGGAUGACCAUUCAUAUAUAUAAGAUCUCGAAUGGAGUGACAUGUACAGUUAUAGUUAAACCACUUCUUCAUUCUUAUGUCAAUAAUUAAGUUUUUUAUUUGAAUGUGUCAAACAAUAAGAGUGACAGUGCUCCUUGUUACUACUGCCUCUCCGAAUUCUCUACCGCCACUUUACGGACCAAGAGACCUUACCUUACGGAACUUACCGCGAAUUUGAUACAACUGCAUUAUACAUCUUUCACUCUGUAUCUACUAAGUCCUCUUCUUUAUUACCUUUCUCGGAAAUUUGUGUACCACAAAUGAGAUGUCCAACCCCGAGCCGAUUCCACGCACCCUCCCAAGCACACAUCUCACCAGACACUCUCACUCUCGUGGUGACGUGAGCGCCAGCAGAUGUCAUGCCUCUCCUAGCCGAUCACUCCCGAAUACUCCUCGACCAGAGGUCCCAUUGUCCGCUGUUGUUCUGACCACCCCUCUCACUGCAUUUCCAGCUUCUCCUUGCUCUGAGGUUAUUUCCUCACCUCGUGCCGGACACAACUUAUCCCCGCGUGUUGGGUUCCCCGUGUCGUUUUUGUCCGGAGCAUCUUCCUCCCCUCGCACUUCUGUUCCUUCAUCCCCCCGUAUCCCCAACCACAGCGAGAGGACCACUAAUGCUUCGUCACGGGGGGCGGUGACCGUAAGUUCGCUGUACUCGACAGCGCAAUGCAUUCUGUCCAUGGUGGGCUCCAUAGGCGUCAUCUUGCUGUUUGCUGGCAUUCCCCAGCUCAUAUACUCGCCGUCAGUGCAGCUCAACAACCUCAUGACGUUCCUCCUCGGCGCCAGCCUCAUCACUGCCAUGGUCGCCGGCAACGCGUUCGUCAACUACAAGUACCGCCAGUACCUCCAUCGUAACCCGGUAACGCGGCCGGCGCGCCGCACGUCUCUGGAAGGGCGGGAGGACAAACCGCCGCCGUACGAGGACAUCGAGAAGAUGGACGCGCAGCCGCCCGACUACCCCAGCGCCGUGGCCGUCGCUUCCGAGAGUCCGCCGAGCUACCACUGGCUGGCACGGAUGUACCAGUGGGGCAACUUGAUCGACACGACUACUCCCGGCAGUGUUAGCAACCAGCCUGGUACCAGCUGCGAUUCUGGUGACAGUGAAACGUCAGGCCCUAAUGUAGUGAUCGUCAAUUCCGGAACCUGUGGUAAUGAAUUAUGUGGUAAAAAUACUCCAAACCGUGGCCAAGUCAAUAACUCAUUUGAAAUUAAUGCGUACGAACCUUGUGGAAUCCACUCGCGAAAAAUAUCUUCAACGAGCAUACCCUCAACGCCGUCAAAAUUACAGCAUGCCAAAGGGAAAUCUAAGAGGAGCAAAUCGAGUGUUCCGAACACUGAAGAAGUCUUUAGCGACGAUUCGAAGACAUCGGGACUGUGGAAUAUUCGGAAAGCCUUUCUGAGAUCUGUUAGUGAUGACGGAUUCUUAAGUUUACCUAAUAACACAAGCACGGAUGCAAACAGUUCCUCAGGAGUUACGCCACGGAAUCCUGAGAUGCAUAUAGGAAAAGAUGACCUCCAGAAUCCUGAACGCGAUGGUGAUCGUACUGCCGCAGGUGUUAGCUCAUCAGCAGAUGUGAUAGCCGGGACUCGAGAAACCUUCGGCACUUCUGGUUUAGCCUCAAACUCUGACGGCAGCAACCCUGGUGUGGAGCCCCGUCAAUCUCUUAAUGUACAAAGGUUUCGGCGAUCAGGAUUCAUCGCAGUAAAUGUUGACCCCAGUGGGCCUGUGAGUCUCUGUAAUUUAAAUUCUCGUGACUCAUCUGGUUCGCCUUCGAUAUUUGCUUCUCUGUCGCUUCAUGGAAACGGGUCAAGUAAUUCUGAAUUCUCGCCAACUCUGCAGAAAACAUCCAAGGAAAACCACUCUAGUAGACGAAUGUCUGAAGAUGGAGAGACGAGCCUUAGUAAAAGCAAAGGUGGUGCGGUUGGCCUGGGUCGGCGUGCCAGUUCAAGCGAAGUUCAUUCCAUUUCUAGUCGGUUAAAAGACGCCCAGUGUAGCAUUGCAGAUGAGUAUGGCAUGGAGUAUAAGCAAAAUGUUUUUAUGUAAAUUUGAAGUUAUUUUAAACAUAAAAGAUUGUGUGAUAUUAUAAAAUAAAUUAGCAAGUUAGAAAUAGUUUGGUCUGACGGGCACAAUACAAAUCUAAGCGUGUAACAUUUACGUCCAAGUACAGCGUGACAGUGAGUCGGAUUUAGACGGUGAAUAACUUGCAUUCACAUAUAUAACCGCCAACUUGAUUGGCUUUUCUUUACUUUUUUUAAUAAUAAUAUUUUGUGUGCUGUUCUUAACUUGUUCGUUCGUAAAGUGAAGUUGAGAAAUAUAUCGCUGUGUGGAUUGCAGAAUGAUUUAAUAAUUCUGACUUUUACAUCUCGUACUUAUUCAAUUUUAUGAAAAGUUAAUUGUCGUUUCCUGCCUUCGCUUUCAUAUGAUAAUAAUGGUUUAGAACAAUCGAUUGUUUGACUAGUAAGAACAUGAAGCGGGUAACAUAUAUACCAAAGGUGGAUCUCUGUACGUAAAAAACAUGAACAAUCCUGAAAAAAAAAAAACGGAACAACUGGGAUAACACAUGACGAACGCUGAUCUUCCCUUCUAAAACAUUAAGUUACUGGCUGGUAUUUUUUGCAUAAUACUGUUCGCUUCCGGUCGUCGUCAUACUAACUAAAAUUUUGAUAAGACCGGUUACUGCUUUCCAACCACCAGGCUAUUUCUACCGAGGAAAAGUUAUUUUCUAACAAAGCUUUCUGGUCAACUGUUCUUAUUUUACUCGAGCGAGAGAUGAACGUAUUUUAUUCUUGGAUUUUCUCUGUUUGGUGCUAUUAUAGUUGAAGUAUAACCUAACCUAUGAAUGAAUUUUGUGUUUGAACAUUACAUUAAUGCUAAGUACCGGAAA
Molecule: messenger RNA, 2935 nt
Organism: Hyalella azteca
Lineage: Eukaryota; Metazoa; Arthropoda; Malacostraca; Amphipoda; Hyalellidae
Exons: 3
Coding region: 319-2094 (591 amino acids)
Source: RefSeq, a predicted model, not a curated record